This is a messenger RNA of Lycium barbarum (goji berry), 1455 nucleotides long. Its product is annotated as protein ASPARTIC PROTEASE IN GUARD CELL 1-like. Bases 1 to 1455 code for a protein of 484 amino acids. The transcript has a single exon. Gene Ontology annotation, biological process: proteolysis. The record is from RefSeq and is a predicted model, not a curated record. Gene Ontology annotation, molecular function: aspartic-type endopeptidase activity. Lineage: Eukaryota; Viridiplantae; Streptophyta; Magnoliopsida; Solanales; Solanaceae.
AUGGAGAAAUUCCUCCAUACUUUCCUUUCGAUUUCAAUUGUUUUCUCAAUUUUGCUUGUAGUUUUGGGCAAUGAACCCCUUAACUCCACUUAUAUUAUGGAAGCCAAAAAAAGAUUUAUGUCUAUUGAUCCAACUAAACUUCCGGAUCCUCCGAUGCCAUCCUAUACUUUUACAAUUUACAAUCGCGAUUUAUUUGAAAAGUCAAAGUUUAAGGACUAUGACUCAUUACUUGAAAGCAGGACUGCUCGUUGUCAAGCUAGAGCAAAUUAUUUGGCAUCAAUUUUAAAAAAUGGCAGUGCGAUUGGUGCGAAUGAAACUCUGACGAGGCCACAAGAUGUACAGGAAAGUAGGGCCCGCGAAAAGGUUCCGAAAACGACAAGUACACAUUUCAUAAAUGGUGGGUAUGUUAUAUCUUUUACUCUUGGCACUGAGCAAAUUAAAAAUUACUUGCUAUUAGACACCGGAAGUGAUUUAGUUUGGUGGCAAUGUGGACCAUGUAAGGCAAAUAAGUGUUACAAACAAAAAACUCCUUUAUAUGUUUCAACGAAUUCGAAAACAUAUCGAAAACUCGAUUGCAUUGUAAAAAGUGAAAGUUGUUCAAUCGAAUUGCCGAAUUAUGAAUGUACUCCGUUCGGUAAUCAGUGUCUCUAUGAUGUGAACUACGGGGAUGGAGAAAGAACAAAAGGUUGCAUAGCAGACGACGUGAUUAGUUUUGUUUUAGACCAAAAUCCAGUAAGGAUAGUUUUUGGAUGUGGCAAAGAUCAAACGAGUGGAACACAUUUUAGUGGUGAAUAUUCUGGAAUUGCUGGCAUUGGACGUAGACGAAUGAGUGGUGGAUAUUCUUUAUCAUCACAAUUUGAGGCGGACAUAAUGUCCAUGUGUCUACCGCGAUUUUUUUCUGAAAAAGGAUCAACAAUUAGCUUCCACACAACACCCUUUAAAAAAACAUCAGCAGAGCUAUUACCAAAUUUCGGAUACCCCAAUUUUUAUUUCGUCAACCUUUAUAAAGUUUUUAUUAACGACAAGGAAAUUCCACUGUACCCAUCGUUGUGGAAUUUUAAAAAUGACAUGAUGGGUGGGAUCAUUGUGGAUACAGGAACAACAUAUAGCCGUUUUCCUCAAGAUUUUUAUACUGAAUUUCGUUACAUAUUCAAACAGGAAGUACGAGAUAUUCCUAUGGAUGCUCCGGCUGGAGCUUUCGACACUUGCUACAGAGCUGAUCCGAGUGCAGAAUUUCCUGUUGUGAAGUUGUACUUUGGCAGGCAAGAUCCGAAUAACUUGUUGUUACUGGCACAAGAUCGGGUCGUGGUGCACAUUCGAGGGAAAUAUUGUUUGGCUUUUUUGGGAUGGCACCGAUCGCUCGCAAUUUUAGGAAGUAAUCAACUCCAAGGUGUAGGAUUAACUUUUGAUACUUCAGCAAAUACUUUGUCCUUUGACUUAGAUGCAUGUGAUUGA